AGCCAGAAGCUGAGCAAACACCGGAAAAGACUCUGAGUGAUCAUUCCUCGUCUAUUCAACUUUUCCUUCAUCGCUAGAGUUUCAGGUCUGAUCAGCUCUGAUUCUUUUCUUACGAAUUCAAGCACCAGGGGCGUUCUACGCACCUGGCGCUACCCAUCCUACUGUCUCGUUUUCCUCUAUCUUGCACGCUGGGAAUACAUUAAUUGGGACAGGCAAAGAAUAAGGAGGAGGAAAUAUGGGGGACGUGUUGGCAUGGGUUCUCUUCUUCGUCAUGCUCAUUGCCAUUAUCGUUAUGCUGGUUUUCCAGCUCAUGUGUUUGGCGGAUCUAGAGUUUGAUUAUAUCAAUCCCUAUGAUUCCGCAGCUCGAAUAAACAGUGUGGUUAUGCCUGAAUUCAUCACACAUGGAAUUCUAUGCUUCCUCUGCCUUGUAACGGGGCACUGGGUUAUGUCACUUCUCAGUAUUCCAUACCUGUACUACAACAUGAGAUUGUAUAUUCGAAGAGAACAGUUUGUAGAUGUAACUGAGAUAUUUAACUUGCUCAAUCGGGAAAAGAAGCAACGGUUUUUCAAGCUCGGAUAUGUCGUAGUUCUUCUCUUUAUCACCUUGUUCUGGAUGAUUUUCCAUGCACUUGAAGACCAUCACUGAUCAUUACACAUUUGUUAAGUACUUGUAUGAAAUAUCAGCUCUGCAAGCGGCUGCGUUGUAUGUAUGGAUGGAAUGACAGGCUCGUCCAAUUACAUUUUGCUGUCUUUGUAACAUAGGAGUAGUUCAAGAUUGAAAAUCCGGCUCCUCCUCUAAUCUGAUUUUUUAUUGUAAAGCUGCAACAGUAUUUAUAUUGAAUUUUAGGGUUCCUUUUCCCUUUUGUUAGGCCUCCAUUAGUGUGUUGUUUAAGUUGCUUUGAUUCUUUGGUCGUCCACUGAACAUUGUUAUCUUUCAAAUUAAUGUACGUUUUGGUGGAUGAACUGUUAUUUUA
Sesamum indicum (sesame) is the source of this 974-nucleotide messenger RNA. RefSeq names its product protein cornichon homolog 4. NCBI's taxonomy places the organism in Eukaryota, Viridiplantae, Streptophyta, Magnoliopsida, Lamiales, Pedaliaceae. The record is from RefSeq and is a predicted model, not a curated record. Gene Ontology annotation, biological process: vesicle-mediated transport.